This is a messenger RNA of Staurois parvus, 2374 nucleotides long. The record is from the annotation of a GenBank genome assembly. Lineage: Eukaryota; Metazoa; Chordata; Amphibia; Anura; Ranidae.
GCCAGACGUCGCUUGGAGGAGCAGUUGAAACAGUACAGGGUUAAGCGUCAGCAGGAAAGGUCCAAUCAAUCGACUCCAAAAAAUCGCCCUUCAAGCACCUUGGAUCCUGAACUGAUGUUCAAUCCAGAUAAUCUUCCUCGGGCGAGUACUGUUGCAAUGACUAAGGAGUAUUCCUUCUUGCGUACAAGUGUCCCAAGGGGACCAAAACUGGGCAGCCUAGGCCUCCCAUCAGCUUCCAAAGAAAAAAAGUCCUCCAGAUCAUCCAAAAUCUUCUAGCAAAAUUCGUUCUUUAGCAGACUAUCGUGUAGAAUCUUCUGAAUCCGGCAAUCCCUGCAUAGGUUAUUCUGAUUCAUCGCCUGGCUCCCUAAAGCCCAACAGGGGGAGCUUGACCUCAGUAGUGUCAGAAAUUAGUUUAGAAGGACAGAAAUGUGAGGUUUACAAUGCUGACAACAGCUCUGAACUUGAUGGGAGUGAUCUGGGAACUAGACUUGAUGGAAAUGAGAGUGACAGCUCUACGUACAGUAGUGUGUCUGCUGGACAAGGGACUUGCGUUGUUGCUGCAUUGCCCAGGAGAGAAGAGGAAUACAUUGUGAAUGGCCAAAGCAUAGCUCCAGAAGAUGUAGGGCACUACCCUUCCCUUAGAGAUGUCUUACAAGCUGCUGCUGCUGAGCAACAAGCUCAGGAGUUGGAGGGAAAUGGUGAACCUAGAAGCCGGCGAGACAGCAUUUCAAGCAGUAUUUCUAUGGAAAGCUCCAUUGCUGGGACUCACGAUGAACUGUUGCAGGUGCUGAAAGAGAAGAUGAGAUUGGAAGGACAGCUGGAAUCAUUGACAACAGAAGCCAGUCAGGCACUGAAAGAAAAGACAGAACUGCAGGCCCACCUGGCGGCAGUGAACACCAGGCUCCAAGCUGAGGUUGAACAAAGCCUGGCUAGCCAACAAAGGCAAGAGACCCUGAGCUCUGAGGUUGUCACCCUGAAGAAGUCCUGUCUAGACCUGGAGAGGGCCAUGGCAGAUCUUCAGAACUCACUGGAAGUAAAGAAUACCAGCCUGGCUUCUUUAACCAAUGAUUUGCAGGUAGCUGAAGAGCAAUAUCAGAGGCUGAUGAGCAAAGUAGAGGAGUUGCAGAGGUCUAUUAUUCAAAAGGAUAACACAGUUCAUGAUCUGCGACAGCAGACUGUAUCACUACAGUACCAGCUACAGCAAGUGCAACUGGACCGUACUACACUAACUAACAAGCUCAAAGCCUCAAAAGCAGAAAUAUCCUCUCUGCAACAGGCACGUGAGUGGUACCAACAGCAGCUCACAUUAGCUCAAGAAGCUCGGGUUCGACUUCAGAGCGAGAUGGCCAAUAUACAGGCCGGGCAGAUGAACCAAGCUGGGGUUUUAGAGCACCUUAAAAUAGAAAAUGUGACACUCUCACAUCAACUGACAGAGACACAGCACAGGACAAUCAAGGAAAAAGAGCGCAUUGCUGCACAACUUCAAAAUAUUGAGGCUGACAUGUUGGAUCAGGAGGCUGCUUUCCAGCAGAUACAGGAAGCAAAGAACAUGGUAGAAGAAGAUCUUCAAAGAAAACUUGAUGAGUUUGAGGAGGAGCGAGAGCAGUUGCAGAAACUAGCAGAUUCCGCGGUUGCUUUAGAACGUGAAAUAGAGCAGAUGAAGCUAAAUUUGCAUCAGAAAGACCUGCAGCUAGAAGCUCUCCAACAAGAACAUCUUGAAAUCUUGAAACAGCUCACAUCAACUCAAGAAACCCUUCACACCAAAGACCAAACACUAAAUGAUCUCCAGAUGCAGUAUGAUGAACUUGAGGCCAGGCUUGUGGAGCUCCAGAAUGAUGUUUCUUCCAAGGAUGACACUAUUCACUAUCUACAAAAUCAGAAGAUCGUUUUAGAAGUGGCAUUGCAGACUGCCAAGGUGGAACAAGAAGGUUUACACCAAGGAGCCAAGCGUUUGGAAGAAGGGACUGAAGUUGUUACAGACAUUUUGGAACAGUUGCGUCAGGACCUUGCUAUCAAAUCUGGACAGGUGGAGACACUGCAGCAAGAGAAUGCAACUUUAAAAAAACAGACCCAGAAAGUGAAGGAGCAAUUUGUCCAGCAAAAAGUGAUGGUCGAAGCAUACCGCCGAGAUGCCAGCUCAAAGGACCAACUGAUUAGUGAGCUAAAAGCCACCAAAAGGAAGCUGGACUCUGAGGUGAAGGAACUAAGAAAGGAACUGCUGAAGGUCCAGGGGGAGAAAACAGCAGCAGAGGUGGAACAAGCCAGGGUUAUGAAGGAAAUGUUGAAAGUGCAACAACAGAUGGAAGAACUUGAAUUACAUCUUCAGGCUGCCCAGAAUGACAGAGAUGAAAUGGAAAUCCGUUUACAGGUUUGA